AUGGUUAACCAAAAUCUUUUGAAUGCGUUUGAUUACUUCUCUCCUUGGAGUGGACAGCCACAGUUGUACAAGCUGGAUGUAAGCUGGCCUAAAAUUCCAGAAUACUUCACUGGUCAAACAUUUUGUGUUGCUGUUGACUCUCUUCAUGGUUUGGUCUAUGUUGCACAAAGGGGAGAAAACAUACCAAAGGUACUUGUGUUCUCAGAGGAAGGCUAUUUUCUUUACUCAUGGAAUAAUACACUUGAAAUGCCUCAUGGCAUCUUUGUAUUAAACACCGCAACAGAUAGUUCAGUAUGGAUUACAGAUGUUGGAACAGGGAAAUAUGGGCACACUGUGAAACAGUAUAGCCCUUCAGGUAAACUUAUGCAGAUCCUGGGCACGCCAGGUAAUGCUGGUUCAAGUUUGAAUCCCCUACAGUUUGAUCAACCGGCAGAGAUCUUUGUAGAGGAAACUGGGGAAAUGUAUGUUGUGGAUGGAGAUGGAGGGAUGAAUAACCGAUUGCUCAAACUGUCCACAGAUUAUAAAGAGAUAUGGCUGCGUGGACCAAAUGGGACUGGCAUUGGUCAAUUCAGGAUUCCUCACAGUGUAACAGUGGAUUCUUUUGGACGGGUAUGGGUUGCAGACCGAGACAACAAAAGAAUCCAGGUUUUUGAUAAAGUCACAGGGGAAUGGCUGGGGUCUUGGAGCAGCUGUUUUGUGGAAGAUGGUCCUUAUUCUGUCAGAUUUACUGCCAAUGACAAGUACUUGAUUGUAGCUCAGCUGAAUAUCAACCGGUUAUCCAUCUUGGCAGCACCACCUGUUGGCUCUAUUGGGAACUGUGUUGUAGUCAACACAAUCCAGCUGGCGGAUGAAACCAAACCACACCUUCUGGACGUAGACCUGAAGAGCGGAGCAAUUUACGUGGCGGAGAUUGGAGCCCAGCAAGUACAAAAAUAUGUACCCUUAAACUAAUGGUUUUCCACAACCACCAUGGCACAAGCUAUGUGGCAUAUAAGACGUAUGAUCACAUUUUCUCAAGUUUUCUGUAGCUUGUGUUUCCUUAAGACAGGCGCAGAACAUUGUGUUCCCAGAACUGUAGGACUCACUGCCCUAGCCAUUCUGCAGUCCUGGAGAAGUACUUGCUCUUGGGCUGUCACUCAAUUUAGUGAUGUUAUGGUGGCUUUUCCUUUUGAUGCUUAGAUUUGGAAAAUGACUUUGAUAAGUAUCUUAAUUUUAUCUUAUAAAAUUUUAUAAAUACAGCUGCUGUUCUUCAGUGUCUAGAGUUUCAUCCUGAGACUCCUCUACCUGUCCUGCAUGCAUCGCAGAACUGGUCUGAGAAGUGGAGAGAAGUGGUCUACAUAGUUGAUUUCCUGGGAGCCAAACACCUCAUUUUAAUGUUUCUUCAUGUUUUUUGGAUCCUUUUGCUAACACUGUCCAACACUGAAUGCAACAUGGCGUUAUGGCGUUGAAUGAGAUGCUGCUGGAUAUUGAAGUCAGUGUUGACACUGGCGUUUGCUUUGGGUGGAUAAUAGCAUCAGCACUGAAAUCAAAGUUUUUAGCCCCAGCUAAAGCAAUCAAGUUUGUAAUAGGUUUCAGUUAAAUUUAUAUCAUGCACUUCAAACAAAAUUAAAAGUGUGUGCACAGCAGCCAAGUACUGAUUCUUAACUAAAUUAAAUCAAAUCAGGUCAGGAA
Messenger RNA from Struthio camelus australis, 1671 nucleotides. NCBI's taxonomy places the organism in Eukaryota, Metazoa, Chordata, Aves, Struthioniformes, Struthionidae. The record is from RefSeq and is a predicted model, not a curated record.